UACCCUUCACCACAAACGGUGCCCAGGUGGACAAUAGUACCAAAUAUACUAAAUUGAUGAGUUGGCAGAUUUAGUACCUACCAUUGUCGACCCUAUGAUCAUGACAAGCUCAAAUAAGGAAUUGUUGGACUAGUCUGGCAUAUUAAUUAGUUAUAUUCUCUUCAUUGGCUGUUACAGGACGGCGUUGGGCGGCGCAGUUCCUCCGAAACCGCCUUCCUCGAGUUGAAAAGUUCCUCUCCUGCUCAACUUUCUAGUUCUAUACCUACCUACCUACCUAUCUACUAAAUUCAACGUAUAUAUUUCUUGCACCCGCCAGGCCUAACCUCAUGGCAUCCAAAAAUAAUACGACACAAAUAUAUGAUCAGUCCCUACCUACCAAUUCAUAUUUAUAACAACGAAACGCAACUGUCCGUGUGAUAAAACCAGGCAAGACAGUUUCCAGAAUUGCUUCCUUUUUGUUUAACCCCUCCCCCAAUUACCUACCUAACCAAGCCAUCUUUACAAUCUACUUUUAAGGAGUUCCUACCUAGGUACCCAUUUGAGCACCAGCACGCCCCCUCACCAAGUAUUCCAUAGAUCAUAUAUCUAUAACAUCUGCGAUGACUACUGAAGACUUCAACAUCUGGGCUGCUUCUCAAAAGAAACUUCCGCGACCUCCUACAGACAAGGAAUUAGCUGCCUUCCGAGAGUUCUUAGAUGCACCGCCAAGUGAUGUAUGGAGACACGCGAAGAGAAUUGGUGCGUUUUAUAUCAAACCAUUCGCACAUUCUCGCGUAGAUAUCUUUUGGUUUGUCCUUGGAGAUGCGGUCAACAAUCUUACUUCCCAGAAUGAUAAGCUAGCUGGUCUUGUUCUUAAGUUGCAAUGCCUUCCAGAUGGGAAAGGUGUGCUGGGACCCGAGCCUUGGUGGAGCGACCUACCUUACUUCAACAACUUCUGGAGCGAGUGGAUGCAAUUCCAAUUUGACGAUCUUCCAAUGUCUAGCCGAGACUUCGAGAUAAAUCGCCAGGCUAACAUAAACCGCAAUGCUUUCUUGGCUAAAAUAACGGCAAACAUGGGUAAGGUGAUGGUCCUUGACCAGCGCCAACGUGGCGGCCACACACUAAAGCAAGCUUUGGAACGUACUCCAAUCUCAGAGGCGGCUAUACUUGCCACAGAGCCAUGGAUCACGUACUGUGCCGAUACUAUAUAUGAUAGAUCUCUACAGGGAGGACUAAUGAGCUAUGAACAUCCUCACAACGGCACAAAUUGGGGAGUCCAGAAGGGUUGGAGUAAGGCCCGUUGGCAAUACUGGAAGAAAAGAUUUCAGGAGAUAUCCACAGCGAAGUUGAGUGAGGAAGUCCGAAGGUUAGCGAAAGGCUGCGCCGAGAGGAUGGAUACAGUGGAAAAGGCGAAAGGUUGAUCACCUUGCAAUACUCCACAUAGCAGA
Molecule: messenger RNA, 1427 nt
Organism: Annulohypoxylon maeteangense
Lineage: Eukaryota; Fungi; Ascomycota; Sordariomycetes; Xylariales; Hypoxylaceae
Exons: 2
Coding region: 600-1400 (266 amino acids)
Source: RefSeq, a predicted model, not a curated record